Messenger RNA from Entamoeba histolytica HM-1:IMSS, 624 nucleotides. RefSeq lists its product as uncharacterized. The coding region runs from base 1 to 624 and encodes 207 amino acids. The record is from RefSeq and is a predicted model, not a curated record. The transcript has a single exon. NCBI's taxonomy places the organism in Eukaryota, Evosea, Mastigamoebida, Endamoebidae.
AUGGUAGAAAGUUCACUCUUACUAGUUGUGAGAAUUCUUUAUAAUACUUUUUUUACUCCAAUUUUGAGGAUUGUAUUUGGUCUACCAACAAAUGGAGAGCCUAGGUCAUUAAUUCCUCAAUACUCACCAAAAAUGGAGUAUCUAAUAUUUGCAGCCUCCAAUGCUAUUGUUAUUCCAUUUAUUACUAUUACCACAUUUAAUAUUGUUGUGCCUAAAAAGUAUAGUAUCAAAGACUAUCUUUUAUCAUAUUUUCUAGGUAUUAUCUCUACAUUCAUUGUUAUUACAAUUUUACAUUCUGUUAUUAUUAAUGAUAUAUUUGCAUUAUCAAUGUGUUGUAUUGGAUUUGGCGUAUACGUUGCACCAUUAUUUAUAAUUGGAAUAUACUCAUCUUAUAACGAAAUGAUUGAGAGGCAUUUAUUUUUAAUACCGACAUUUUUCACAGUGUUUAUCUUUUUUGUUUCUUGUUGUCCUUGUGCCCUAGAUAAUCCAUUACCAUGGAAAUUCUUCCCAACACCAUCUUUUAUGAUAUUUCCUUUUGCAACAGUGAUAAGUGAUUUAUAUUCAUUAUUGUAUGUGUUGCUUGUUCACAAAGAUACAAAGAAAAAUUGGUUAUUUGAAAAUUAA